Messenger RNA from Mus caroli (Ryukyu mouse), 898 nucleotides. It is a transcript of the gene Ppp1r2c, whose product is annotated as PPP1R2 family member C. Gene Ontology annotation, biological process: regulation of signal transduction. The record is from RefSeq and is a predicted model, not a curated record. Gene Ontology annotation, molecular function: protein phosphatase inhibitor activity. Lineage: Eukaryota; Metazoa; Chordata; Mammalia; Rodentia; Muridae.
UGAGAACUUGUCUGCUAGACAGAUCUAGCUCCUGCUUGAGUCCGGAGCGUGGACAAGUGGCUGCGUUGGCCCAAUUCUAGCUUGGCCCUCAGUUUCCCAGGCAUGGCAGCCUCCUCCACCUCACACAGACCCAUCAAGGGGAUACUCAAAAACAAAAGUUCAACAUCUUCAGUGGAGGAUUCUUCCGAGUCAUCUGGAAGACCAGGCACCCAGGAGUUGCAACGGAAGAAAUCGCAGAAGUGGGAUGAAUCCAACAUACUAGCAACCCACUAUCCAUCCUACAAAGACUAUGACCUGAUGAAGAAGAAUGAGCCCGGCAACCCCUAUGGCAGCGUGCCACAUGACGGAGAAGACACCGUAAGUGAAGUUCAAGGAAAAGACGCCAUGACCUCUGACACCUUAGCGAAGAAAUUCGCAGCCUCUGCCACUUUGGGAACCAGUUAUCAGGGUGAGGAGCAAGAAAGCAGCGGUGCGCAUAGUAGCAAAUUCUUCCUGGACAAACAAGAAAGGCAACGGCAAUUUGAGUUGAAAAGGAAGUUACACUACAACGAAGGAUUAAACAUCAAAUUGGCCAGACAACUGAUAUCGGAGGAGCUACAAUCUGAAGUAGAGGAAGAUGAAAACCAACCAUGUCUACAUUCAAAUUAUUGAAGAAAAGACUACUACAGAAGAAGCUCCGACAAUUGAACAUCUAGAAAUUUACCAUCAAACGCAUAUAAGAUCUGCUGUUGCCGCUGCCUUUGCCGCUGUCUUUGUCUAUACCACCGCUGCUUCUUGCUUCUUAGAACCCAUUGUCUUAGUGUGACUCUACUUGUCCAUUUAACUGUUUAACAGUGUUUACUGGUCAUGCAGGAAUUAAAUGGUAAUCUUAGAAAAUAUUGAAUUGGCUUAAACAUCU